Molecule: messenger RNA, 1846 nt
Organism: Tribolium madens (black flour beetle)
Lineage: Eukaryota; Metazoa; Arthropoda; Insecta; Coleoptera; Tenebrionidae
Product: calcitonin gene-related peptide type 1 receptor-like
Exons: 9
Coding region: 199-1416 (405 amino acids)
Biological process (GO): adenylate cyclase-modulating G protein-coupled receptor signaling pathway; cell surface receptor signaling pathway
Cellular component (GO): plasma membrane
Molecular function (GO): calcitonin receptor activity
Source: RefSeq, a predicted model, not a curated record
UUAGGUUGGAACGCGCUCCCAACAUCAUCCUAUUGUAAUCGCACGCAAAUAUUUGCGAGUAAAUAUUGUAAAAUUUGCGGUUAAUUGUUUUGAUCAAGAGGCGGCAUGAAUUCCAGUGAUUGCACCUGAACGCGAAACCGACUCUUCUGACGGCUUUUGAUGGGAUAAAUCAACUUUUACACGAAUUUUCGGUCAACAAUGGACGUUACAAAUGGGACUAAUUGUGGUGGAAAAUACACCAGACCUGGUUAUUGUCCGGAAAUCUUCGACGAGGAGUUAUGUUGGCCGGAGACUCUAGGGGGCACCACUGUGAACCAAUCCUGUCCGAAAAAAAUGGGCUACGAUUCCCGCCGUUUGGCAUAUAAAGACUGUCUCGAGAACGGCUCUUGGUUCAAACACCCCAUCUCCGGCAAAAUCUGGACCAACUACACCACCUGCGUAGACCACGAGGACUUAGCCUUCCGAACUCACAUAAAUCACCUAUUCGUCAUCGGCUAUUCGAUUUCAUUAGCGGCGCUCGUCAUCUCGCUCGCCAUUUUUCUCACUUUCCGGACACUGAAAUGCACACGGAUCCGCAUCCACAUCCAGCUAUUUAUCUCGUUCGCACUCAACAACCUCAUGUGGAUCAUAUGGUACAAAGAAGUCGUCCCUAAUCCUUUCGUCACCAUACGCAAUGAGCUCUGGUGUCAGGCUCUCCAUGUCGUUGUACAUUACUUAAUGUUGGCGAAUUACAUGUGGAUGUUCUGCGAGGGUCUGCAUCUGCAUCUUGCUCUAGUUGUUGUCUUUGUGAGAGAUGAGGAAACAAUGAAGUGGUUUUUCGCGCUGGGGUGGGGCGCGCCUUCCAUCAUCGUCGUCAUUUACAGCGUUGUGAGGAUAUUCAUCCUACAGGAUAACUACAUGUGCUGGAUGGUUGAUAGUUACUACAGCUCGUGGAUUCUCACCGCCCCUGUCUGUAUCUCCCUUCUCGUGUCUCUCAUAUUUCUGAUCAACGUUUUGCGAGUUAUUUUGACUAUAAUGCACCCGAAUUCGGCCAAUCCGGCUCCCAUGGGAUUACGACGAGCCGCCCGUGCUGCACUUAUUCUCAUCCCGCUUUUCGGGCUGCAGCACAUUUUGAUACCGUUUAGACCGGAUAUGUACGACCCCUACGAGCAUCUGUAUCAAUACAUCACCGUCGUCGUUGUCACAUUACAAGGUUUAUGCGUAUCGUGUCUGUUCUGCUUCGCCAACCAAGAUGUCCAUCAAGCCAUUCGGGGUUUUAUGCAUCGUAAGGUUUACCGGACUACUCGCUGGAGCAACUACCAUUACACCGGAGCCGUGGAUAGUGCAGGGGUUUAUGUGGUUAAUGGUAGCAGCCACUGCAACAAUGUGGGGCUAUUAUCGUUGAAAAGGAAAUCGACGACAACUGUCAAACUGUAAAAAUGGGAGAGAUUAAAGACCGAUUUCUCCGAUGCUCAUAGAUUGAGAGGGCGGUUUUUUACGUAUAUUUCAAUGUGUUGCAUUGUUGUAUUGGUUUAUUGGGGCCGAUUGACAUAAAACUUUGUUUGCGUACGCCCACAAAUGCGGACGUUGCUGAAAUUUUUAUGUAUUUGAAUGAAAAAAGCGUUUUAACGUCUAGCACUUUAGGGUUAUGUGGCGGUGUGUUCACCCCAAGGAUAUCAGAUUUUUUACUUAUCUGUUUUCUACUGUUCAGUAUUACUUGUACAUAAUUUAGUAACUGUGUGUAACAUUUAGCCACUUAAAAAUAAACAUUUGUGUAGUAAUAAUAUUUGAAAGGGAGCAUAUGAUACGCUUACACCCUGAGUCAUGUUUGAUGUCACCAUUCAUGUACGAUCUAAAUGUAUGAAUA